AUGUCAGAACCCCUUCCUCCUUCCUCCUCCUCAUCUUCUUCCAGCAAGCCAUCAAUGACCCCUUCCGCCUUCCGUAUACCACUCAAGAGAUCACCAGAGAAGGUAUACACCGGGCCGACACCCGAGGAGCUCGCCGCGCCACGGACGAGGUCCCAGGCGGAGAAGUAUUUCGCGAGAGUCGCCAAUGAGAACGUACUGCCUACGAGGGCGAGUAAGAUUUUAGGUGUUGGAGGAUGGGUAUUGGGUGGAUUCGCAUGCGUCUACAUGGCGCUGUUCGUAGAUUUCGGUGACCGCGAACAUGUUUUCUCUCCGGUACGAAGGCAAUAUGCGUCUCUCAAACAAUCGUUCUUCACCUUGUCGCCAAGUGAAAGGGAGAUGAUGGGUGUAGAGGACCGUAUGCAGAGGCAAAGUCAGGAAGAUACCAGGCCAUCUUAG
Kwoniella botswanensis is the source of this 435-nucleotide messenger RNA. RefSeq lists its product as uncharacterized. NCBI's taxonomy places the organism in Eukaryota, Fungi, Basidiomycota, Tremellomycetes, Tremellales, Cryptococcaceae. The coding region runs from base 1 to 435 and encodes 144 amino acids. The record is from RefSeq and is a predicted model, not a curated record. The transcript has 3 exons.